GCCGCUGGCUCCCAGACAGGAGACGGAGCGGCGAGCGCGCGUGUGUGUAUAUAUAUGUGUGUGUGUGUGUGUGUUUGUGUGUAUUCCUGGUAUUCCUUGUAUGGAAACUAGUGCGGGAUAGAGGGGGGGAUCGAUGAACCUGGUGUCACAGGGAGCUUGCAGCAGCGUACCGGGAGCUCGGGACACUGGAGAAUCACCAGCGCCCUACACAAUCCCACAACAAAUCUCGACCCAAGAGAGAGAGAGAGAGAAAAACAAAAACAAAACUAAGCUGUUUUGGAGAUGGAACCGGGGCUGAUGGCGGCGCUUCAGAUCGGUUGCUAAUGUUAUAGUUUGAGAUUGUCAUUAUUUUUCGCUCUUGCUGGAACCUUCUUCCCCUCUCUCCCAACUCUCGUCUGCCUGAAAUUAACUUGGAAAGAUUUUGCCAUUUUGGGGAAGGGGGCAUUUAAUUAUCUUCCCCCGCACUUUGUGAGAUACAUUCACGGUGGAAGAUGGCUGCUUGCAGGAGCUCGGUCGGUCUAAUAGCAGUUAUACAGUUGUGCCUGAUGCUAUCUUGUACAUCGCAAGAAAGCUUUCCUCAAGCGAACGACAUUCGGUCAUGGGCGGAGAAGAUGAAGGAGGACCUUGUGAAGUUGGUCCGCAGUUCCAGUGGAAUUGAUCAGCUGGAACAGAUUUACUUGAAAAACAGACAGUAUUACACUGUUGAAACUAACAACGCACGGCAGUUAGUGGAAAGUGCAGCCAGAGAAAUAGAAAAACUGCUCAGCAACAAAGUGAAGGCACUGAAGAAACUUGCAACAGCGGCGGAGGAGUUCCAGCAAAAGCACUUCUGGAGAGAAGAUUUUGCGGAUAAUGAUGUGGUCUACUACAAUGCGAAGGAUGAUCUGAUGAGUGUGUUAAAGCAAGACCAAGGAUUCAAGAGGUUCCAGUCUGAAAGAAAUGAAACCCGUCCAAGGAUCAAACCUGAUUUUCAACUAAACCAAGCCUUCCGCCGCCGUGUGGACUUCAACCAUACUGCUGUCCACAUCCCCACAGACAUCUACGAGGGCUGCAGUUUCUCAUUGAUCCUGUGGUGUUUCUUUGUAAAUGCCCAGAAGAAAACGAAUCACGGGAUGAGAACAACUAUUGUUUUAAAUGAACUCAACUGGACUGCAGCAUUAGAUCCCAUUUUUAAGCGUAACAAGGAAGAGGAUCCUACAUUAAUGUGGCAAGUUUUUGGAAGUGCAACUGGCCUGGCUAGAUACUAUCCAGCAUCUCCAUGGGUGGAUCUAACAAAAACUGCCAACAGGAUUGAUUUGUAUGAUGUUCGGAGAAGACCCUGGUACAUUCAGGGCGCUGCUUCACCAAAGGACAUGCUGAUCCUUGUAGACGUGAGCGGCAGUGUCAGUGGACUGACAUUAAAACUAAUUCGGACAUCGGUUUCUGAAAUGCUGGAAACGCUCUCUGACGAUGACUAUGUGAAUGUGGUUUCGUUUAACAACGUAGCAAAAUCUGUCAGUUGCUUCCAACACCUUGUGCAAGCUAAUGUGCGAAAUAAGAAGGUCCUCAAAGAUGCUGUUAAUCAAAUACAAGCAAAGGGAAUCACUGAUUAUAAGAAAGGGUUUACGUUUGCCUUUGAACAGUUGUUGAAUUUUAAUGUGUCCCGAGCGAAUUGCAACAAGAUCAUCAUGUUAUUUACAGAUGGUGGAGAAGAACGAGCCCAAGAAAUUUUUACAACAUACAACCAGGGCAAAAAAGUGCGUGUAUUCACCUUUUCAGUCGGCCAGCAUAAUUAUGAUAAAGGACCAUUACAGUGGAUGGCCUGUACUAAUAAAGGCUACUUUUUUGAAAUUCCCAGCAUUGGAGCAAUACGUAUUAACACACAGGAAUACUUGGACGUACUUGGGAGACCAAUGGUUUUAGCUGGCACGAAAGAAAAACAAGUUCAGUGGACAAACGUAUACCUGGAUGCACUGGAACUCGGUCUUGUUAUCACAGGAACUCUGCCGGUCUUCAACUUAACUAAAGAUGCCAGUGGGAACCAGAACCAGCUGAUUCUAGGAGUGAUGGGUAUUGAUGUGUCUCUUGCUGACGUAAAGAGGCAGACUCCUCGUUACACACUUGGACCUAAUGGAUAUUAUUUUGCAAUCGAUCCAAACGGUUAUGUAUUGCUUCAUCCAAAUCUUCAGCCUAAGAAUCCCAAAUCUCAGGAGCCGGUCACUUUGGAUUUUCUAGAUGCUGAACUGGAGAAUGAAAUUAAGGUUGAGAUACGACACAGUAUGAUCGAAGGACAAAAUGGAGAGAGGACCCUAGACACACUGAUCAAAUCUUAUGAUGAGAGAUAUAUUGACAAAGGAACUCGAACAUACACAUGGACUCUCGUAAAUAGUACAGAUUAUAGUUUGGCAUUAGUCCUGCCACCUUAUGGCUCUCACUACAUCAAAGCCAACUUAGAAGAGGUUAUCACCCAGGCAAAACACUUAGAGUCAAUAAUGCCUGAUAACUUCGACACCACGGGAUAUGUGUAUCUCGCACCAAGGGAAUACUGCGAUGGAUUGAAUCCUUCAAACAACAACACGGCAUUCCUGGAGAAUUUCAUCCAUUUUAUUGACCGGCAAACUCCCAGUUCACCAAAUUCUGCAGAGGCCAAAAGCAGGAAAUUUUUAUACGGCCUGAAAACUCGAGGUAAGACUGAUCUGAUUAAUAAUGUGUUGCUUGAUGCUGGAUUCACAACGGAACUGGUCACAAACCAUUGGAGCAAACAUAAACCGGCUGGAGUUCUCGCCAGAUUCGUAGCAACUGAUGGUGGUAUUACAAGAAUUUACCCUGGAAGUGCUGCAGAGGAGUGGACUGAAAAUCCUGAGACCUAUGAAGCAAGUUACUACAAAAGAAGUCUUAACAACAAUCUUUACAUCUUCACUGCCCCUUACAUCAAUAAAACAUGGGACGGAAUACAGAGCAGUGUGGAAUCUGGCAUUAUGGUCAGUAGGGCAGUUGAACUUAAAAUCGACGGGAAGCUUUUAAAACCGGCAGUUGUUGGAGUGAAGCUUGAUGUAAACGCCUGGAUGGAAAACUUCACAAAGGUAGUCAGUAAGAGCAAGUGUUACCAAGAGAUCUGUGACUGCACAAAAAAUAGCAAGCACUUUGACUGUGUUAUAUUGGAUGAUGGUGGAUUCCUGCUAAUGUCCAACCAGGAUGAAUAUAUUGGAAAGAUUGGCAAAUUCUUUGGGGAGAUUGACCCAAGCUUGAUGAAGCGCCUUCUAAACACAUCACUGUAUGCCUUCAAUAAAUCCUACGAUUUCCAGUCUGUGUGUGAUCCAGAAAGUGAGACAAAAGCUGCAGCUGGGCUUCGUUCAGUCUACGUUCCCAGCAUAGUCGAUAUUUUGAAUAUAGGUUGGUGGGCGUCCAGUGCAGCGUGGUCGCUACUGCAACAGUUAUUCCUCAGCUUCACCUUCCCACGUUUUCUGGAAGCAGUUGAUGCCGACAUUGAAGACUUCUCUGAACCUUUAUCAAAAUCAAGCUGUAUCACUGAACAGACUCAGUAUUACUUUUAUGACAAUGAAUCCUCCUUCAGUGGGCUUGUGGAUUGUGGCAACUGCUCAAGGCUUUACCAUGCGGAGAAACUCUCCAAUACAAACCUUGUGUUCAUACUGGUGGAGAGCAAGCAUACGUGUCAGUCCUGUGACUCAAAGCCUCUAAUGCAAGCAGAGCAAAAGUCUGACGGACCAGACCCUUGCCUGUUAGCUCAGAAUCCCAGACAUAGGAAAGGUCCCGACGUAUGCUUUGAUUCUGAUGAGCAUGAGGAUGAUUCUGAGUGUGGCGGGAGCUCUACUCUGAGCCCAUCCUUAUGGUCUGUGAUAGGCUUUCAGCUUGUUCUGCUCUGGCUGCUAAGCAGUGCCAGGCUUUAUCCAUCAUGACCGCAGAGAACGAACACCCAUCUCAGCUUUCUAGACCCACCUCUCCGUAGCCUUGGAUUAAACCAGGGAAACAUUUGUCCCCAGGCAGUAGAAGACUGACCAUGUCCAUAUCCUGGUGUAUCACUGUGUGAAAGAUUCAUUGUUGAUUCUCCAUAUGAAGAAUGGUUAAGGUGCUCCAUUGUCAAGUUUAAAAGAAAUGUAACAUUCAUACAAUGGUAGCAAGUUGGAUUGUCAGUACUGAAACCUGCCAGGCAACCUAUGGGAACGUUAAUGCAUUUAUACAAAGAGACAAAUAAUUUUAAAAAUAUCUAGAUUUACUUAUCAUCAGGUUCAUAUUUUGUUUAGCUUUCUUGAAAUAGGAUGAAGGGUAUUCUUAGUUCAUGGCUUAUAUUAGCUGCCUGUAAUUAAUUUUAACAUAAUUUAAAGGGGGUGAUAACAUAUACACAUGAUCAUGUGUCCUAAUGGCAAAAGACAUCAGAAAUCUUAAACAUUACCAUGUUGGAUACUAAGCAGUAAUUGCAACCAUUUCAAACACCAAAGUCCACUGAUUAUUCUAUGGCUUAUACUCUUAUGUUAUUGUUUGCUAUUCUGUUACCAAAGGAUGCCUGUUACCCUCUUCUCCCCUAUCAUUAAGCCAUAAUUCUAUGCUUGAUGCCCUUCAUGUUUGCUGAAGCAAAUGCAUAAUGAUUGUUCUACCCCACACAAGAAAUUGUGCUAAGGCUUGUGAAUGA
This is a messenger RNA of Hypanus sabinus (Atlantic stingray), 4627 nucleotides long. RefSeq names its product voltage-dependent calcium channel subunit alpha-2/delta-1. Gene Ontology annotation, cellular component: L-type voltage-gated calcium channel complex. NCBI's taxonomy places the organism in Eukaryota, Metazoa, Chordata, Chondrichthyes, Myliobatiformes, Dasyatidae. The transcript has 41 exons. Gene Ontology annotation, molecular function: voltage-gated calcium channel activity. The record is from RefSeq and is a predicted model, not a curated record. The coding region runs from base 492 to 3896 and encodes 1134 amino acids.